Molecule: messenger RNA, 1411 nt
Organism: Marasmius oreades (fairy-ring Marasmius)
Lineage: Eukaryota; Fungi; Basidiomycota; Agaricomycetes; Agaricales; Marasmiaceae
Exons: 7
Coding region: 377-1411 (344 amino acids)
Source: RefSeq, a predicted model, not a curated record
CGCGACACCCUCGCUCUAUCGGGUCCCGAAACUGGAUAUGCUUCAAACCCUAAUGGACGCAAGUUGGAAAGGAGGCGACACAGAGAUUGAAAAUCAUUUUCAAUGCCAUCUUUCUGUCACCUUCGCAACGUCCCUGGAGGAUGGAAUUACCUGCCACUCGUAUUCAAAUUCUCAAGAGCUACUAUCGUCUUGAGGAAAUGUUCCCCUAAAUUGCUAUGAGUCUCAUAGGGGAACCGCUACGCAAAUUCAGACAGAUUUUGACCCCUGAUUCGGCCUCUGGGACUCCUUUGCAAGUGGGUCUUAGACAACUGCUGCUACUGGUACAUAAGUCUACUCGCCGCCGUAAACUAUUCACCUCCCGAACUCUUCACCCACCAUGGCCGACUCCUCAGCAGAUAUUCAACGUAUUGUCGUCAACGCCGUCGGAUUAGCACUUGAGUGGGGGUUCUAUGGUGUAACUCUUCCUUUAUUUGUGAUAACAAUGAGAACAUUACUCGAGCCGCUACGAAGAAGAAAGCUAAAGUCUGCAUCUACGCGCGUGAAGUUGAACAAAAAGAUGAUCGUUCUGGCUAUCUCGCUCUGGCUGCUUUGUACUGUGGUUAUAGUAGGCGAUCUAGUUCAAAACGUGAAGGGCUUUAAAGAUCAUAUCGAGAAGAACCAUCGAGUCGAUAUAACUCCUCUCCCCUACUUUAAGAGAAUGAGGCAGAGAUUAGAGCUUACAAGAGGGGUCGCAUACAUGGCCAUCACAUUACUCGCCGACGCCGUAGUGGCCUAUCGAUGCUUCGUUGUUUGGAGGCCACGACUGAUCAUUGCCACAUUACCCUGGAUACUGUGGGUAGCUCUCCUCUCGAGCUGUAUUGGCUAUGUGUGUUCCAUCGUUAUGAUCAAAUACGAGAGCAGUGCAGAACGAGCCCGUAUUACGGGGUGGACUACCGCGUUCUUGUCUACUUCCUUAGCGACCAAUUUUAUUUCAACUGGUCUCCUCGCGUUUAAGAUAUGGAAAAUCGACCGCGAAUCUUCCCGAUUCCGAUUGGGAGACUCGCUCCUCAAGAAGCUGUUACGCGUCGCCAUUGACUCGGGCGUGAUCUACACCAUCGCGCUUUCCGCUACCAUUGCGCAGUUUGUGGGAAAUGCGUCGUGGACGAAGGUGUUUGUGACUAUGAUGCCGACUAUAAUCUGCAUAACGUUCUACCUCAUGCUUAUCCGUAUCGCCCAUUCAGUAAGGGAACAAAACGAAGUGCCGGAUGUUGAGAGUGUUUUCAACCAUGAUGAUGCGGCGCUGAGACGGAUCACUAUACGAACGUCUAUUUCGGUCGAGACGGGGGAUAGCGGGUCAGAGAUUAUCAUGGAGAAGAGGGAAUUAGAGCAUGAUCCUGCCGGUGUGGAGAUACCGGUUGUCAAUCGGGAGUAG